Panicum virgatum (switchgrass) is the source of this 892-nucleotide messenger RNA. RefSeq lists its product as uncharacterized. Lineage: Eukaryota; Viridiplantae; Streptophyta; Magnoliopsida; Poales; Poaceae. The record is from RefSeq and is a predicted model, not a curated record. Bases 1 to 684 code for a protein of 227 amino acids. The transcript is spliced from 5 exons.
AUGGAGGGGAUCGGAAAGAGGGAGGGGCGGAGUCAGCGGGAUUGGAUUGGGAGGGGAGGGGGGAAGGUGAAGGGGAAGGGGAAAGGAGCAGGAAAGAAACGGUCGACAGCGGAUUCAGCUUCGUGCAUUAACCUCCCCCGUCUCCUUACUUUUCUCCUCCAUCUGGUAGAUCGGGGCAGACCUCCAAGCAGCGGUUUCUCUUCCCUACCACAUCAUGGCUAUGCCGUGGCGAUCUUCGAUUCGACAACUCAGCCACCCGUUGCGAUCGGCAGGGCGCAGCGCCGGACCAGCGUGGCCGCCGCGGCGCCGGCACCGGUGUUGGCUGUGGGGCAAGAGGCGCGGGGGCCGGGGCCGCCACCUAGCUGCAGGGAAGGAGCGCUAGGCCACCAGCCGGCCGCCGCACCUGCGCGCAGCGUGCCUGCGCAAGUGCGCAGCUGCGGCCUGCGAGCCCAGGCGUCCGCCUCCCGCCGGCCACUGCAGGACAAAUGUGUGAAAGACGAACUUAACUCGGAAGAAAUCAAAGUUCAGUUCUUGCAAAGGGAAGCCUCUUGGUGCUGCUACAUUGUGCACUGCCAUGUCAUGUCAAAUUGCAGGACUGGUCUCCAAAUAAGCUUUUGCCAAGGCUACGGGAUCCUGUGCCCAGCAAAGGAUAACUUUGAGAAGAACCAAGCACCGAGUGGAUAGAGGGGAAAGAAGGGGCUAAGAAAUAUAGCUUUUAGUUGUUGGAGAAAUAUUUUAGAAGUAUUUGUAAGAUAUUGCCAAUUUGUACAUGAUUCUUUGUGAACACAUUUGCCUUGAACUUGAAUCAAUGGAUUUAUUGGUCAUUUAUUAUUUUCUGGACACAAGAAUUAAUUUUAUGAACACAGUAUAUAAUAUAUGGUUAUGCAAUGAA